AUGAAUACGACUCACAACGUCGAAGCUAUGGUGUUUACAUUCGUAACUGUAAGGGCGGCGGAGGCAAGAAAGCGUAACCACACAUGUCCCCACAAAAUGAUUCCGAUAAUAGUGCGCGUGUGGUGCGAAAGCGGCACAGGUUGGUUGCCGACGCACGUGCCGGUGACGCCUCAGACCACCGGCCGGGAUGUGUUGGAGUGUUGCCGGGAACCGGGCGACGAACCUUGCGUACUGUUUAGCGUUCACCCAAUUCACGGAGUACACGUGUUGCGGGAUACAGAGUUACCCUUAGAAGUCGCCGCAACACUGGGGCCUGAAGUGCAAUUUGUUCUCAAGUACGUCGGUGAUGGUUCUGCUUAUAGGGAGUUGUCGCGACAAGGUUUUGUUGAUGUUUUUCGGCGCCAAGACAUUUUCGCUGCAUUACAGUCGAUUAAGCUGAAAAACUGUUAA
Messenger RNA from Parnassius apollo (apollo), 450 nucleotides. The record is from the annotation of a GenBank genome assembly. Lineage: Eukaryota; Metazoa; Arthropoda; Insecta; Lepidoptera; Papilionidae.